Molecule: messenger RNA, 1149 nt
Organism: Lotus japonicus
Lineage: Eukaryota; Viridiplantae; Streptophyta; Magnoliopsida; Fabales; Fabaceae
Exons: 4
Coding region: 1-1149 (382 amino acids)
Source: RefSeq, a predicted model, not a curated record
AUGGAUCUUAGAGUAGUUGACACUUCAGUUCUUUUACGAAAACGUAAAAGAAAUGAAGAAGAAGAGACAAAAUUGCAGGAGCAAAUAACAUUCAUUGUUGCUAGUGUCGUUGCUAUGCUUUUAGGUGUAGUAGCUUGGUAUCAUGAGAUGCAUUUUGUUAAGGAACCGUCCCGAAAUUGGGAAUUGGAAAGACGCAAUUUCCUUAAUCGUCUAUAUAGAGGAACUGAAAGUGAUUGCAUUGAACAAUUAAGAGUCAGUAAAAGGGCAUUUUUUAAACUUUGUGGAAUUUUACAAGAUAAAGGACAGUUGGUAAGAACAAGAAAUGUCCCAACGAUUGAAGCAGUGGCAAUGUUUUUGCACAUCCUUGCUCACAACCUAAAGUACAGAGUAGUGCACUUUACCUAUUAUAGAUCCAAAGAAACAAUAAGUAGGCAAUUCAACAAUGUCCUACGAGCUGUGAUGAAAAAUUCAAUUGGAGCACUUGAUGGGACACAUAUUCCAGUAACAGUGGCAGCAGAAGAUAAACCUAGAUACCGUAAUAGAAAGGGUGACAUCUCUACGAAUGUGUUAGGGGUUUGUGGUCCAGAUUUAAAGUUUAUUUACGUGUUACCUGGUAAAUACUUUCUGGUCGACGCAGGAUAUACAAAUGGCCCAGGAUUUUUAGCACCUUAUCGAGGGACUAGAUAUCAUCUCAAUGAGUGGAUUGGAAACACCCCUCAAAACUACAAGGAGUUGUUCAAUCUCCGUCAUGCAAGUGCAAGGAAUGUAAUUGAAAGAUCAUUUGGGAUAUUGAAAAAACGAUGGAGUAUAUUAAGAACUCCAUCUUUUUUUGAUAUAAAAACACAAAUAAGAAUGAUUAACGCUUGUUUCGUACUGCACAAUUUUAUAAGAGAUGAGCAACAAUAUGACCCAAUUUUAGAGGUCCAAGACUUGGAGCUUUUAUCGGUUGUUGAUGAAGAGUUAACCAGUCAACAUGGGGAAACAAUUACAAGUAAUGUUGCAAAUGAGGUCACAACUAUUCAAGUAUCUGAGGCAUGGACAACGUUUCGGGACACUUUAGCAAUGGAUAUGGUUACAACUGGACCAGAGACUUGGACAGUGAGGAGCUAUUGGAACAGUUUCUAUAUUGACUUGUUGGUUGCCGGGUAA